UGCAGAAAAACAUAACAUUUUUCGGCGAAGCAUACAAAGAUGGGUGUUACUAGGAAGCGCUCUGCCUCAGAGGCCCGAGGCGGCAAUGCGCGCCCGGAGAAGUCCUACCCGAAGAAGGAGUAUCCCAAGAAAGAAGGUGGUGAACAAAAGGCAAAGAAGACCGCUUUGAUUUUCGAUCCUAGACCAGACUGGUAUGCAACUGCUUUGUCCGAAUUGCCCGUGUCCACAUCCGCCCAACCGCCGUCGCAGAGACUGGUCGAAGAAAUCCACGACUACGCAUACACCCUGCUCGAAUCCGAGAACACAAGCUAUGCUGCAAACAACAACUCAGCCUCGUCCUCGCACAAGUUUUUGUCGACAAUCAUGGCUUCCGGUACUCUCGAGGAUAAAAUCUCAGCCUUGACCCUGCUGGUCCAGGAGUCGCCGCUGCACAACACAAAGGCUUUCGAGACAUUGCUUGGUCUGGCAAAGAAGAAGAGCAGAAAUCAGGCCCUUAUGGCUGUUGCUGCCAUCAAGGAUUUGCUCGGCCAGGGUGACGUCCUCCCUGGAGACCGCAAGCUGCGCGCUUUCACGAAACAGCCAGCUUUGGCCAAGAUUGUAGAGGAGCAUCACACUGUCUGGAGAGUUGGAAGCCCCUUGCCCAAUGGCCUCGAAAAGACUCAUCUCAUCUACUGGGCCUUCGAGGACUGGUUGAAGAAGCAGUACUUCGAACUUCUCAAGAUUCUGGAGAGUUGGUGUGGUGAUGAGGUUGAAUACGCAAGAAGCAGAGCAAUCACAUACGUCUGGGAGCUGUUGAGGGACAAGCCUGAACAAGAGGAGAACCUUUUGAGGUUGUUGGUCAACAAGCUCGGAGACAAGGACAAGAAGAUCGCGUCUCGCACAUCAUAUCUCUUGCUUCAACUGGAGAACACACACCCGGCCAUGAAGGGGAUUAUCGUGAACGCCAUCGAAACCGAAUCGCUCUUCCGUCCUGGACAAGCCGCUCACGCAAAGUACUACUCCAUCAUCACUUUGAACCAGACAAUCUUGAGUGUCAAGGAACCGGAAGUUGCUAACAAGCUCCUCGAUAUCUACUUCGGACUUUUCAUUCAAUUCUUGAAGCCUAGAUCGCAUGCUAAGGCCAAGGCCCAAAAGGUCCAAGGUGGUGGUGGAAAGGGUGGUAAGAUGGCGGCAAAGAAGGCAAAGGCUUUGGAACAGGCCGAUGCUGCUGACAGCGAGCUCAACGAGAAGAUGGUUACAGCAGUCUUGACUGGUGUCAACCGCGCCUUCCCCUUCGCCAAAACAGAUGACCCUACCUUCGAACAGCAUCUCGACACCAUCUUCCGUGUCACACACUCUUCCAACUUCAACACCAGUAUCCAGGCUCUGAUGCUCAUUCAACAAAUCUCUGCCACCAAGCACUUCUCCGCCGACAGAUUCUACCGCACCCUUUACGAAUCGCUCCUCGAUCCCCGUCUCAUCACUUCUUCCAAGCAGAUCAUGUACCUCAACCUUCUCUACAAGUCGCUCAAGUCAGACGUCAACGUCAAGCGUGUACAGGCUUUCGUAAAGCGCUUGUUACAGACCAUCACCCUGCACGAAGCACCUUUCGUGUGUGGUGUCCUGUAUCUGGUUAGCGAGCUUGAGGCUACAUUCCCUACCAUCAGGAACAUGAUUCGCGAGCCCGAAGCCGAUCCCGAGGACGAGGAGGAACACUUUGUCGAUGCGCCAGAAGACGGCGAGUCCAGACCUGAGGAAUCGACAAAAGAAGCCGCGACCCCCGCAGUUCGAUACGAUGCACGAAAGAGAAAUCCGGAACACAGCAAUGCCGAUCGCAGCGCACUCUGGGAGGUGUUGCCUCUGCUUUCUCAUUUCCACCCCUCUGUAGCAAUCUUCGCCGAAGCAUUAGUAAACCAGACAACACUGCCGCCCAAGCCAGACCCCACCAAGCAUACGUUGAUGCACUUCCUGGACCGGUUCGUCUACCGCAAUGCCAAAACCAAGGGAUCCACAACGACGCGUGGAGCGUCCAUCAUGCAGCCUAUGUCAGGAUCAAAUGCUGCUGACGUGCUCAUCAAGGACCGCGCGGACCCCACUCACCGCAUCCCUCUCAACUCGGACGCCUUCUGGAAGAAGAAGGUCGAGGACAUCGCAGCUGACGAGGUCUUCUUCCACGAUUACUUCACCAAGGUCAACAAUGCCAAGCCCACUAAGAAGGAUAAGAAGAAGCAGAAGGAUGCCGCCGACAGCGAUGCAGAAAGCGAUGCCGACGAAGACGAGAUCUGGAAGGCUCUCGUUGAAUCGAGGCCCGAGAUCGAGGGAGACGAUGACGACGACGAUGAUGACCUUGACAUGGAAGACCUUGAGGAAGGUUACUCGGACAGUGAAGGUGAUGAUGGUGUCGAGAUUGGCGAGUUCGCCGAAGACGACAUGGACGAGGCAGAUCUGGGAGAAGACAUGGACGAGGAUUUGGAAGACGAUGGCUUCGAAGGGUUGGAGAGUGGAGACGAAGACGCCAUGCUUGGCGACGACGAGGAUCUACCAUCCGACUUCGAGGGUCUGGGAGAUGAUAAGGAAGAAGAGGACACGAAGAAAGACGAAGCGGACAACAAGAAGAAAAAGAAGAGAAAGCUCAAGCACCUGCCGACAUUCGCAUCGAUGGACGAUUAUGCCAAGUUGCUGGGUGCAGACGACGAGGAUAUGUAGACG
Molecule: messenger RNA, 2688 nt
Organism: Aureobasidium pullulans EXF-150
Lineage: Eukaryota; Fungi; Ascomycota; Dothideomycetes; Dothideales; Saccotheciaceae
Product: CBF-domain-containing protein
Exons: 2
Coding region: 40-2685 (881 amino acids)
Cellular component (GO): nucleus
Source: RefSeq, a predicted model, not a curated record